Triticum turgidum subsp. durum (durum wheat) is the source of this 222-nucleotide messenger RNA. The record is from the annotation of a GenBank genome assembly. NCBI's taxonomy places the organism in Eukaryota, Viridiplantae, Streptophyta, Magnoliopsida, Poales, Poaceae.
AUGGCGGCUGAAGCACUUUUUGUGGCAAUUAGUUCUUAUGCUUUUGGAGCUUUAUCGGCAGCAGGUGGAUUGCUUUAUGCAAUCAAAGCUUACAAGAAUUAUAGGGCCAUGCGUGAGGAGGUUAAAAUAUGUGCUGCCUGUGGGAAGGAAGUGAAGAUUAUGCUGUCCGAAGAGCAUAUUGAAGAACAUAGGUAUGGAAUUAUAGUGUACAUAUUUGUGUAA